Molecule: messenger RNA, 2950 nt
Organism: Mus caroli (Ryukyu mouse)
Lineage: Eukaryota; Metazoa; Chordata; Mammalia; Rodentia; Muridae
Gene: Vkorc1l1
Product: vitamin K epoxide reductase complex subunit 1L1
Biological process (GO): vitamin K metabolic process; peptidyl-glutamic acid carboxylation
Molecular function (GO): vitamin-K-epoxide reductase (warfarin-sensitive) activity
Source: RefSeq, a predicted model, not a curated record
GGUGGAGGCGGAGGGAGGCGGCGGCGGCGGCGGAGGGGGGAAGAUGGCGGCGCCCGUCCUGCUGAGAGUGUCGGUGCCGCGGUGGGAACGGGUGGCCCGGUAUGCAGUGUGCGCCGCCGGGAUCCUGCUCUCCAUCUACGCCUACCACGUGGAGCGGGAGAAGGAGAGGGACCCGGAGCACCGGGCCCUCUGCGACCUGGGGCCCUGGGUGAAGUGCUCCGCCGCCCUGGCCUCCAGAUGGGGUCGAGGAUUUGGUCUUUUGGGUUCCAUUUUUGGAAAAGAUGGUGUAUUAAACCAGCCAAACAGUGUCUUUGGACUUAUAUUUUAUAUACUACAGUUAUUACUUGGCAUGACAGCCAGCGCAGUUGCAGCUCUGGUCCUCAUGACCUCCUCCAUUGUGUCUGUGGUGGGCUCUUUGUACCUGGCCUACAUUCUGUACUUUGUGCUGAAAGAGUUUUGCAUCAUCUGCGUCACCACGUAUGUGCUGAACUUCCUCCUCCUCAUCAUCAAUUACAAACGACUAGUUUAUUUGAAUGAGGCCUGGAAGAGACAGCUGCAGCCUAAAGAAGACUGACGGCCAGCGGAUCACCACCCAACCGUCUCAAACUUCUUUCAUUAAGUUUAUUUUGCAAGGUGUUUUGUUUUUUGUUUUUUGUUUUUUUAAUUCACAACAGACACUUUCCCUCAGAAUCUUAAACUGAUUUUUUAAAAUAUUGUAAAUUAGAAGGGGCCCUAGCUAUUUCCUGUGUCGGUCUUCAUUUUAAAUCUGGAUACAAAAAAGGAUACACCGAGCCAAUCAAAGACAAGCUUUAACUUUACCUUGAAGAUGUUUCUGAGAAAAUAAAAUGUAGCCCUAGCCCCCAGUCCUCAACUAAAGUGAGCAGCCAUUGCUAGUAAUUCUUUAAUGUGUAUAAAUUCAAUUUCAGGUAUAACAAAUGUGAUCAUGAACAUGAAAAUAUUUUAGAAUAGAUACUGUAUUAAAUAUUGCCAUGUUUACAAUAUGUAAUAUGUUUUUAGCCGAUGGAUUUAAACCUGUAGAUUCAAUUAGAGUCCAUUUGUGUGAUAUUUGUAAAUAAAGGUAGAAACAUUGGAUCCACCCCUGCAGAACUUACUGUACAGUUUAGUUGAAGUGUAGAAAGGAAUUGUCAGCUCAUUGUGACUGAUACAUAGUGAAGAAAGAACAGGCAAACAGAAUAUCUUGGGAAAUGCGCUGACAGCCCUGGUGCAGUAUUGACAGCAGAAACAGGGUGGUUGAUUCCCUUCCAUCUCCCACUCUGAGAGGAAGAAACAGUCUGAACACCCAGCUCAAGUUUGACUAGUCAGAACUGGAUGGAUCGUAACUGUACAGGAUGUCAUGUGACUAGACCUUUUAAUUUCAAGGCUCUCAGGACACUGAUGUGGGAAGUGGAUGUAGUCUUUGGAGAAAAACCACUAUGGCGUUUCUGAGCAAAGCCUCUUAAACAGUAGCUGAGCUCUCAACACAUGUGUUCCCUUGAUUCCAGUGCCAGUCAGCUCAACAGUAUUACGACUGAAGUAGGCACAAGCCAAGUGCUCUGAGGUCGGUCCAUAGUGUUUCCCCUUCUUGUUUCUUCUUGCACUAAGGAUGGUCAGUAAGUGUUUCAGAAUCACAUACUGAAUUUGUAAACCUUAGGACUGUCGGGAGAAACUGUUUGCUGACUCAGAAGAAACACAAAUGUAGAAAGACCUGGAAGAGAAACGUGGAAACUUUGUCCCACUCCAGUAGCCACACAGAAGCAGUUAGAAGAAACCCAGAGAUGAUCUGAGUACACACCCCAAUGGCAUGGCGACUGUGUUUCUCUGGUUAGCAUCUUAGAGGAGAUGUUAAAAGUGCCUUCUGUCUUAAAUCUCAAACCAAAUCAUUCUGUGUGUAGAACUGGGGCAGAAGCAUCCCUCCUUCCCUGCCUUACCACGAAGCAGAGAACUUGAACCUGCAUUCUACCAGAAAGGUCUGUGCGGCCAUUUUAUUCCUUGGGUUGGAGAAGUGGCAGUGUUUUUUUAUGAUUUGGUUAAUAUCUUAAAAAACAGGCAACUAGACAGGGUACUCUGAGACAGCAAUGGUUGAGUGGUUUACGACUUUCAGUCGAAACUGAUGCACCAUAGGAUUUCUGGCCUGGGGCAGGUAUAAAAUGGGAAUUGUAAUGUUCCUUUAGGAGGCUCUAACCAGUUCCUUCAAAGACAGCUUAAUUCUGAUCUCAUCAAAGGUUGUGUUUCCCCGUGAAUGUGAACAUUUCUGUGACUAUCUUACUGUGUAUGCAUUGCUAUUGUCUUCUGAAGUAGUUAAAGAACGUCUAGAAAGUACUGAAUGGUCUUUAUGGUAAACCAAGUCCUCGUUCGAGAACUGUACAGUGAGCUCAUCUCAUAGCCCCGUGUCCAGGUCUCCCAAGGCAGUGGAAUGGCUACUCGCUAAGACUUCUGCUGCUUACAUAUCAAGGCUCUGCUAAACAAGUCCCUGGGGUCCCAAUUCCAAAUGACCUUUUCUGUCUUCUAUCACUCAGCAGAGUGGAGUUAAAGCUUGUCUUGACAUUACAGAUGUCUCCAGCCCUUACUCAAGAAAAUGUGAGAGGGUUCCCUCCACCAGACCCCUCAAGGCUUCCCUUUGCUUUCCUAAGUCUUGGGAGUACCACCAUUACUGAUUGUAUGAAUUGUUUGUUUGUUUGUUACAUUCCUGUGACCUAAUAGGAUGAAUACCCCUUUCUCACUGAGCGUUAACAGGUGCUGUUGGAAAUGACAGCAUUUGCCGACCAGUGUGCUCAUGCUUGCCUGCAGUCCCAUCACUUGGGAUAUAGAUGCAGGAGGAUCAGGAAUUCAAGGUCAUCCUUGACUACAUAGCAAAAUAGAGACCAGCAUUAGCUACAGGAGACCCUAGCUUUUAAAAAAAAAUUUUUUUUUUUUUUUUUUUUUGCUAAAAUAUAUGUUCUCUAUAAGCGAG